AUCAACAUUCCAUAAAGUUUCAGAAAAAAAAUUGAAUUCCUCUGAAAAGGUGUGUGUGAGAUCUGUCUGAAGUUUACACUGAGUAGCAACUGACUAUUUUUGUUUCCGUCGUUUGAGAACAUUUUGCAAUUCUGUAUGUUCCCGAGCAGAAGGAACCGGCAUUUUAACAGUCUGUUUAAAACUGAGAUACAAGUGCCAUAAACUGCACGCCAAAAACAAUGGACCAAGUGCCAGCAAGUGUCUGCGUGUUGUUUGUUGCUGUGACCUCAGCUCUGAGUUCGGGAACACUCCAGAGUCACAUGCCCAAUGUUUGUGCAGAGAGGGAGGUGAUGAUGAUUGGCCACAGGCAGCCAUGUGUUCAGGCCUUCACUCGGAUGGUUAAAGUCUGGAAACAAGGGUGUGAAAGACAGAAGUGGUGCGUGGGACAAGAGAGAAGGACUGCAUACUAUACAGCAUACAGACAGGUUUACAGUAUGGACUUUAAGGUGGUCUUGAAGUGUUGUCCAGGGUGGAUACAACUCAACAAUGAAGCUGGAUGUCUCUACCCCAUUUGCAGUUAUGGUGUAUGCUUUAAUGGUGGCAAGUGUAUUGAGGGAAUGUCACAGUUGUGCCACUGCCCACAGGGUUUCCAAGGUCCUCGUUGCCAGUAUGAUGUAAAUGAAUGUGAAGAGAACAAUGGAGGAUGUGAAAGUCAAUGCUGUAAUACCAUCGGUAGUUUCUACUGCAAGUGUCAGGAGGGUUUAAAGUUGAAAGCCGAUGGGAAAACCUGUGAAGACGUGGAUGAGUGCCAAGUCCAUAACGGAGGUUGUCAGCACAAAUGCAUAAAUACUCAGGAAUCCCAUUACUGUGAGUGUAAACCAGGGUUCCGGCUUCACACUGAUGGGCGUACCUGUCUUGGUGUCCACUCAUGCUCGAUUGGUAAUGGAGGUUGUGAGCAUGACUGUGUUCAACUGUCAGUAGCACACUACCAGUGUAAGUGUCGGCACAACUAUCAGCUGAAGAAAGAUGGAAAGCACUGUGAACUGAAGAAUCCAUGUACAGAUAAGAAUGGUAGCUGUAUGCACAAAUGCCAUAACUACAAUGGAGUCGCCAAGUGUGAGUGUCACCCAGGAUACGGAUUGUCUCAUGAUGCCAAAGGAUGCGAAGAUAUUGAUGAGUGCAUGAUUGGAUUAGCUGAUUGUUCUCAUGGAUGCCUCAACACUCGUGGAACAUUUUCCUGUAUCUGUAACGCAGGCUAUGAGCUGGGUUCUGAUGGGAAGCAGUGUUACCGGAUUGAGAUGGAGAUCGUCAACAGCUGUGAAUUAAAUAAUGGUGGAUGUUCCCAUCACUGUCGCCACACAACGGAUGGUCCACUAUGCAGCUGUAAUCAAGGCUUUCACCUGGAUGCUGAUCAGAAGACUUGUGUAGAUGUAGAUGAGUGUGAUGUUGGUAAUGGCUGCUGUCAACAGGAUUGCUUCAAUACACCUGGUGGAUAUGAGUGUGGUUGUCAUGCAGGUUAUCGGCUCAGUCUGGACGGCUGCACAUGUGAUGAUGUUGAUGAAUGCACCGCAGAGAAUGACAUUUGCGAGCACACCUGCCAGAAUACAGAUGGCUCUUUCCAGUGUUUCUGCAACAUUGGGUAUAAACUGGAGGAGGAUCGAAAGAGCUGUGCACCUCUAGAUGACCCAGUGGAGGCACUCAAUGGCCGGCCUGAGUUUGGAAGGUUCCUUCCUGAGGUGAGCUUCUACCUUGGAGAAGAAUUUACCCAGUUAUUUGAUGAGGACAAUGAAGAAACUGGGGAAGGGGAAGCACGAGGAGAAUUCACCCUGUCACAGAGCUUUGUGUGCUGGGACGGGAGCUUUGGACAUGACUGCAGCUUGUUGUGUGAAGACUGUAGGAAUGGUGGCACCUGCAACGAGGCACGUGAUGGAUGUAUUUGCUCAGAGGGUUGGACUGGAAUCUUGUGUAACCAGACCUGCCCAGAAGGAACAUUUGGCAAAAAUUGCAGCUUCCUGUGUAAGUGUAAAAAUGGUGCAACAUGCGAUCCACUGACUGGAAAAUGCCGCUGUCCUCCAGGAGUGGGUGGCGAGAUGUGUGAGGAUGGGUGCCCCAAAGGACUAUAUGGAAAGACCUGCAACAAGAAAUGCAAUUGUGCCAACAAUGGGCGUUGCCACCGAAUCUAUGGAGCCUGUCUCUGCGAUCCUGGCCUCUAUGGACGCUUCUGUCACUUACCUUGUCCAAGGUGGACCUAUGGGCCUGGCUGCUCGAAUGUGUGUCGAUGUGACCAACGCAACACACUGGAAUGUAGCCGCAAGGAUGGAAGCUGCAUUUGCAAACCUGGUUAUCAUGGUAAUACUUGCCAGAAAGCCUGUGAUCAUGGCUAUUAUGGAGUUGGAUGCAACACCAAAUGUAACUGCUCAGUCGGUGUUUCCUGUGACCGUGUGACUGGUGAUUGUGAGAUUCUGUGUCCUAAGGGAUAUCGUGGAAGGAACUGCAGUCAAGAAUGUGCCAGUAACGAGUUUGGAGUGAAUUGUCUGCAGACCUGUGACUGUGGAGGAGCCCCAUGUGACAGUGUGACUGGGAAAUGCAACUGCCCGCCUGGAAAAACGGGCCCUGGCUGUAAGAAAGAGUGCCAAGCGGGUCACUGGGGGCUGGCCUGCAAGGGGAUUUGCCCCAUCUGUGAGAACAAUGGAACCUGCAAUAAGAAGACUGGGCAGUGUACCUGCCCACCAGGAUUCACAGGGAAACUAUGUCAGACCUCAUGCCCUGCAGGCCAGUAUGGCCUGGGCUGUCAGAUGCGAUGUGCAUGUGAGAACCAGGGUCAGUGCCAUCCAGUGACAGGGCGUUGCACCUGUUCUCCAGGAUGGACUGGCCAUAACUGCAGGAGAGCCUGUGAUGCCGGACGGUGGGGUCCAAAUUGUGUGAACACCUGUGACUGCAGGAACAGUGAUGGGAGCUGCAACAGUGUCACAGGACAGUGCAUCUGUGAGGCAGGUUUUACUGGUCAGCGCUGUGAUCAGAAGUGCCCUGAAGGGAGUUAUGGACCAGGCUGUCGAUACAGGUGUCAGUGUGAGAAUGAAGGUGCUUGUGACCAUGUGAGUGGAGCCUGUAACUGUACAGCAGGCUGGCUUGGAAUGUUCUGUGAACGAGCUUGUCCAGAUGGGUUUUAUGGCAUGGAGUGUCGUCAGAUGUGUGAUUGCCUCAAUGGUGCACAUUGUAACCAUAUUACGGGGACCUGCUCAUGUCUUCCUGGCUGGAUUGGAUUGAACUGCAAUCAGUCAUGCCCAGAACAUUCAUUUGGGGAAAACUGCAGCCAGUCUUGUCAUUGUCAAAAUGGUGCCAGCUGUGAUCAUGUGACCGGUCAGUGCAGCUGUCUUCCUGGCUGGAUGGGAACCACAUGUCAGAGAGCAUGUUCAGCCGGUUUCUAUGGUGCCAAUUGCUUGCAAAGGUGCAUCUGUCGUAAUGGUGGAACAUGUGAUCAUGUGACUGGUCACUGCACAUGCCCAUUAGGAUGGACGGGAGUAGCGUGUGAGCUGGAAUGUACUCCCGGAAAGUACGGACUGGACUGCCAACUGCUGUGUGACUGCCUGAACGGAGGGCUGUGUGAUCGUCAAAGUGGGAACUGUACCUGCCAGCCAGGGUGGUUGGGUGACAAAUGUGAAACCCCUUGUCCCAAGGGUACUUAUGGAGAGUUCUGUGAGGAAUAUUGCAACUGUGAGCAUGGAGCAUCAUGUCACCAUGUGACAGGAAACUGCCAGUGCACCAGGGGAUGGAGAGGGAGACGAUGCGAGAAAGCUUGUUGGCCUGGCUACUAUGGUGACGAUUGUGCGCAGCGGUGUAACUGUUCCCCCAACACCCCCUGCAACCAUGUGACAGGUGAAUGUGGCUGCCCUCCAGGAUUUACAGGCAAUGGGUGUGAACAGACCUGCCUCCCGGGUACUUAUGGACAGAACUGUAACCAGGUGUGCCAGUGUUCAGCUCAAAACCAACAGUGCCACCCAGUGAGUGGAGAAUGCAUCUGUGCACCUGGUUACCAUGGAGACAACUGCAACCUGAGAUGUCCAGACGGGAGGUACGGAUCCAACUGCGUCCAGCUGUGUCAAUGUUUGAACAGAGGCCUGUGUGAAACAGUGACUGGGACAUGUAUCUGUCCACCUGGGUAUGUCGGAGCUGACUGUAAUCAGACCUGUCCCACUGGAUACUAUGGGAUGGAUUGCUCUGCACCCUGUUCCUGUGGUGAAGGUGCAAAGUGUGACCAUGUGACUGGAAGAUGUAUCUGUCCAGCAGGCAGGAUUGGUUCCCAGUGCCAACAUGUGUGUCCUAAAGGCAGGUUCGGUCAGGGAUGCCAAUAUAUCUGUACGUGCAAGAAUGGAGGAUUGUGUAACCCAGUUGAUGGUUCGUGUUCCUGUGGUCUCGGCUGGACUGGGGCCCGAUGUGGACAAGAGUGUCCCCUUGGGAAAUUUGGUGCAAACUGCCAGCUGGACUGUGCAUGCCAAAAUAAUGGCACCUGUAAUCGGGUAACCGGGUACUGCCAGUGUGCCAGAGGGUACUACGGGAACAACUGUGAGCAUGCCUGCCCCCUUGGAUUUCAUGGACCAAACUGUCAGCAUUUGUGUGACUGCAGAAACAAAGCAGCCUGUCACCCUGUAACUGGCCAAUGCCUGUGUUCGGCUGGUUACCAUGGAGACUACUGUGAGAAAGAAUGUGAGGAAGGGCAGUACGGAGAGCAAUGUCAGCAGAAGUGUGACUGCGAGGGAGGUGCACCUUGCGAAACAACUACAGGAAAAUGCCUCUGUCCACCAGGGAAAACUGGUAGGAGGUGUGAUGUUGAUUGUCAAACUAAUCGUUACGGCCCCGGCUGCUCUUUGAACUGCAGAUGUUCCAAUAACGCUCGCUGUGACUCCCGGAACGGACACUGCACCUGCUUGUAUAGUUGGACUGGGCCUACCUGUGAAGAAGGAGGGCCUCCCAAGCCACCACAUCACCUGCAACCUGAAUCCCACGGCAACAUGGCUUCAGACAAAUCAUCAAGAUCAUAGUCAUCUGAGUGAGGCGGAUAUCAUUCUGACCAGUGCCAACCAGACUGUUUUUGAACAGUACACGUUACCCCCCUCCCCUCCACCCACCCCCCACCUGCCUGUCAAUCCUUUCAGAAAGACUGCUGGAAGCAAAACCAUUAUAUGGUAAAAUCUCAAAUUCAGAGGAAUGGCCACGGGCCUAUGCUAUUAUUCUGCCCAGUGAUAUUUUAUUAAGAAAGGGAAAGGCUGAUGGAUUUUAGGAUCCAGCCUCCUGUUGGACUCAAAGACUAAGAAAUGAGCAAGAAAUUCAAAACCAUUCCCCUCGUCAGGAAAUGCCGGUUCGAAUUCCUGAACGGUAAACAAACUCCAACUCUGUGGGUGUGGAAACCAUUUUUCAUGAACUUUUUAUAUAUAUAUAUGUGUAUAUACAUAUUUUAUUUUUAUAAACCAAAUCCCAGGAAGGCAAGAUUAAUAGAGAUUACAACCCAGAGUUUGGCGAGAUGAUGCCUAUUAAUCCUGGUUCCAAAGCAGGAAAGGAAGUGACCAUGGAUGUUAGCCAUCAGACCUCCUAUCACAUCAUAGCUGGCAUGGUGUGUUGGCCAUGGUGUCUUUCAAAACAAAAUGGGCAUUUGUAAUCUGACUUUCUUGCUUCUCAUUUACUACAAUGUGCCCACGAUGCAGGACUUCGGGAGGAGAUACUAAAGAUUAAGGAACUAGUGUGCCCCACCACAGCGUAAAUAAUAUGUGCCAACCAUUGUGGAGACACCCAGGAUGGACAUUGGUGAGCUGAAUGGAAUGGGACAGUGAUGAGAGAAUGUGUCCUAGGUAUACACUUCCAUUACAGUCUGCUUCAUCCAUCUCAACAAAGCUUAGACCAUCUUAAGCAUCCAUAUCACUGGCCAAUUUCAGCUGAUACCCAUCCUGGCUUCACUUAACUGGAUUCAGAAAAACUCGGACUUAACCAUUAAUCAUUGUCCUGCUCAUCUAGUUGGAGGUUACAUAGCUUGGCCAGAACUAUAACAGGACACAUUGAAUAAAGACUUAUCAAAAGAACAAACGUACUACAUUACAAAGUAGUUAAAAAUCAAACCUUCUGCCAUAUGGCAUCUGGUAUGGAUUUCCAAAAAAAGCAGUUGAUAAAAUGCGUCAUAAAAGGUUAUUACAUGAGAUAAAGCAUUGUGACAGGGAGGUAAUAUAUGGAUGAUAAGUGGAUUGGUGAACAUACAGGGAUCAGAAAGAUGGGAUCACUGGGGAGUUUUCAAACUAGCAGGAAGUUACUGCCUGGGCAGUAAUGUCCUUGUAGCUCAGCUAUCUACAAUCUGAAUUAAUGACUUCGAUAAAGGCACCACAAGUAAGGUAUCCAGGUCAUUGAUGACACAGAGCCAAGUGGGACAGUAAGGUGCGAGAACACAAAGGGGCUAAGAUGGCCAAUGAAGUGCAAUGCGAGGUUGUUCACUGGUGUAGGGAGAACAGAACAUCAGAAUUUUGUUUGUUAAAUGGUGAGAAACUUUUAAAUGUUGGCAUUCAAGGGAAUUUGGUUCAUUGGAGUACUCCUGCGAUAAGAGAACUGACCUAUGGUGAGGUUAGAGGAACACGAGGUGAGUUUAUUGAGACAGUAGGUUCUGAGAGUGUAUUCACCCCGGUUGGAAACUUUAGCACUAUGACUAGACAUAGUGUCAGGAAAAGAGAUCAGUGAUUUAAGACUGAGAUGAGGAAGAUUUCUUUACCUAGAAGAUUGUGAAUCUUUGCAAUUCUGAACAAUGAAGCAGCCCCCUUCAGGUAGAGGAUACUUAAGGCUGUGAUUGAUUCAUUUUUGGAUAUGGAAAUUGAUGUCAAGGAUUGGCAACAGUUGCAGGGAAGGUGAGGGGGGUAAGCUGCUGUUUUACUUAUGCUCUUAAAAAGGAAGAAUGGAAGGUGGUUUUAUAUCCAUAUUUCUUUUGUCUUUGAACAUAUCUCAAUCUCUCUGUGCUACCCUCUAUGCUGAAACUAAAGUCACCUCCUCCAGCAACCCAAUCAAGGUCCUCAACAUUACGCAAGGGCCUCAUUUGCCAAGCAUUAAAGAUUUUUACCUGCUGCCACCCACCUUACCACAUCUUGGUUUAAGUCAUUCAAUUCUGCAAUGUUCAAGCUCAACUGACUCUGUUAAUAUCAAACUCACCACUGCCCUGCUCCUAUCCCAAAACUAAAAACACACAAUAACUGUGUCAAACAUCUGUAAAGUCUUUAGGUGCAAUACAGUGUUGGCCCUCCUACAGCCAUGGAGACCUUGUCUUGUGGGCUCAUACUCUCUUUGUUCAUGUUUGCAUCAUGCCACUAAAAGGCAACUGGCUAUCCCUUGGAUUAGUCACCAUCUGCCUUUGAGGCAACAUUAACACAGUGAUGAAUGACAGAGACAAUCUGAAAACAGUCGGAGUCAGAGAAUGGACAGCCAAGCCUCCGUGACCCGGUGAGAGUAAAUAUCCUGACAUGUAUUUCUCUCCUGUAUAAACAGAACAAUGAAAAUAAAAUGGACUGAGAAAUCGGGGAUGUUCCAGCACUGGAAAAACCACCGCUGUCUCCAUGACAACCUGCUUUGAUAUCUCUUGACUUUCAAUCUUUAAGGCUAUAGUAUAACACGCUAUGGUCAGUUCAGUAUUUAAAGCAGCUUAAAAGCAGUUGCCUAUUAUUUAUUAAUCCAGUUAGUUACCAUGACAACAACCGUAUUUGAUCAUGUUUUAGGCUUUUUGAAAAUCGACUUUCUUCUGUUUAACUGCAACCAAUAGAUUUUUAAAUUCUAAGCACUAAUAAUUUUACUUGCCUGCCACCUCAGUAUUCAAUAUGGCCCCAAGUCAGCAUGGGAUAUCUGUGUGACAUUUUGCUUUAAUUAUCUCACACUGUCAGGCCGCCAUUUAUGUAAAUUAACUAGAGAGGGGGCACCAUUGUUGUAAACAACGACGAAGAGAAAAGGGCAACUUCUGGAGAACAGUUGAAGGUGAGCUUGGAGGAGAUCCAAGGUUGGGAAAUCUCCACCAGAGGGCAGCAUUUGGUUCGGAGCCCAAAUUCAAACUUGAGCCUAUGUUUUGAAGAGACACACAUGAAUGUUUGGAGCUAAGAGUCUAGACACUAGAUGGGAUAUUCCGCCGAGGUAAAAACAAUGACUGCAGAUGCUGGAAACCAGAUUCUGGAUUAGUGGUGCUGGAAGAGCACAGCAGUUCAGGCAGCAUCCAAGGAGCAGCGAAAUCGACGUUUCAGGCAAAAGCCCUUCAUCAGGAAUAAAGGCAGAGAGCCUGAAGCAUGGAGAAAUAAGUUAGGGGAGGAUGGGGGUGGGGAGAAAGUAGCAUGGAGUACAAUAGGUGAGUGGGGGAGGGGAUGAAGGUGAUAGGUCAGGAAGGAGAGGGUGGAUAUUCCAAUACCUGCCUCAUUCCACUUGGAUUGUGGUAAACGUUGGCCUAAAAUGACCUACCACAAACUCCUUACUGUAAUAGUUCUGACUGGAAUGGAGGUACUCCUGCCCUCAGGCCCAGGCUGCUCCCAUCUGCUCCAAUUACCGUUUCCUGGGAUUGCCUGGCAGAUGGAGAGGUUCACCCAGGGCUAUUUAGUGUGAAAGGCCACCCUGAUACUCAUCCAUUGGAUUGAGAGAAGUGCCUUUCCUGAACUCCAGGUGUCCUUCAAUCUCAGUCUGAGAAGCUACUGAACAACCACUGAGCAUCUUCAAGUGGUACUGCCCCUUUAGCUGCUGUUAAGAUACUGCAGUGUUGGUCUCCCACUGGAGAAAGGAAUUUCACUGGGAGCUCGCUCUGUAAUUCAGGGAAAAUCGAGCAAGGUGGAGUCAGAGGGCUGAACAGAAAUCCCCCUUACAGCAGGAGACUAUUCCAAAGGGCUGCUUUAUAUAAACAAAAGUUACAUUUGGCCCUCUCCUUUUAUUUAAGUUUUCACUGAAUUUUCAUGAACUUUGCAACAAACACUUGAAAUGAAGAAUUGGCCCAGUCCUGGAACAGUUAGAAGAUGCCAAUUGUGUGUUUGACAUGAUCUGUAUUCAAAGAGUUCCAGCUUGGCUUACACCUCACAACUGGUUGAGUGUUGGAGGUUUUUUUACGACUAAAAUCUGACUGCACCUCCUCCCGACAAUGCCCCAUGAUUUAAUAGUGAACAGAUUACCAAGUUGUUGGUGGGGCAUGUACAUCAGAGCUGAGUUUUAAUGGUCUGAAUCAGGGGAAAUCUGCUGCUUAUCGAGUCAAUGGGCACUGCAGGGAGAAGGGGCAGGAUUCUCACAGAAUGAGACUAAACAUCUCACAUUCAGCAACAGUCUAUUCUAACAAUAAAUUAAAGGUGCUAUUAAGAAUAUAUGAAUAAAUUAUCAGGGCAUUUGUGUUUUAUUCAUAUUGAGGUGCUGUAUAUGCUUGGUUUUCUAGCGAAACUGUUUAUAUUCCUGUGUACACUGUUACACCAUAAUAAAAGAAUUCUGAACUCACAAGGGGUUGGUUUUAAAUACAGCAAUAGAGACGUCCAACUGAAUUUUAACUGGUUAAUGACUCUAGUUUCUCCUGGGCCUUGAUUAUUAACACAAUAGCUAUUGCAUUCAUCAA
This is a messenger RNA of Hemiscyllium ocellatum (epaulette shark), 9562 nucleotides long. RefSeq names its product multiple epidermal growth factor-like domains protein 6. Lineage: Eukaryota; Metazoa; Chordata; Chondrichthyes; Orectolobiformes; Hemiscylliidae. Bases 219 to 5018 code for a protein of 1599 amino acids. Gene Ontology annotation, molecular function: calcium ion binding; protein binding; scavenger receptor activity. The record is from RefSeq and is a predicted model, not a curated record. The transcript has 38 exons.